GACAAGCUCUCUCUCUCCCCGUCAACAUCUCAACACGCGCCAUCCUUUCACCCAUCUUGCCUGCUCCUUGUCCGAGCUGCUAAUAUUCCGUUAUACCUCCACAAUAGCUUAUACACCCGCCUUUCACGAGAACUUACAAUAUGUCCACUCUCGAAGACCUCGACGACCUUGAGCGUGAACAGAACGAGAAGAGGGACCAGAAGGAUGGAGAUGGAGACGGCAAGAAACCCGACGGCGGUGCGGACUCUGAAAUGAAAGAUUCAGAAUCAAGCAAGAAGUCUGAAGAAGAUGACUUGCUGGAUGAGGAGAUCCUUCGAUCAAGUACCGCCGACAUCGUCAAGCGAAGGCGGAUGCUGGAGAACGAGCUGCGUAUCAUGAAGAGCGAAUACCAGCGGCUGAUGCAUGAACAAAGCACGAUGCGGGAGAAGGUCAAGGAUAAUCAAGAGAAGAUUGAAAAUAACAGGCAGCUACCAUAUCUCGUCGGGAAUGUUGUCGAGUUAUUGGACCUUGAUGUCGAAGCUGAAGCCGCUGAAGAAGGAGCCAAUAUCGAUCUUGACGCGACUCGAGUCGGAAAGUCUGCUGUCAUCAAAACGUCGACCCGUCAGACAAUCUUCCUUCCUCUCAUAGGUCUCGUGGAUCACGAGAAGCUCAAGCCUGGUGACCUGAUCGGUGUGAACAAGGAUUCAUAUCUGAUCUUGGACACACUACCAGCGGAGUAUGAUAACAGGGUCAAGGCGAUGGAAGUUGAUGAGAAGCCCACAGAGAAAUACUCGGAUAUUGGAGGUUUAGAUAAACAGAUCGAGGAGGUUGUUGAGGCAAUCGUAUGGCCGAUGAAGGAGGCGGAGAGAUUCAAGAAAAUGGGUAUCAAGGCCCCGAAAGGUGCUCUGAUGUAUGGUCCUCCCGGUACCGGUAAGACUCUACUUGCCCGUGCCUGUGCCGCCGAGACAAACGCCACCUUCCUCAAACUUGCCGGUCCACAACUCGUGCAGAUGUUUAUCGGUGAUGGAGCCAAGCUCGUCCGGGACUGCUUCGCCCUGGCAAAAGAGAAGGCACCUUCGAUCAUCUUCAUCGACGAACUCGAUGCCGUGGGCACAAAACGUUUCGACUCGGAGAAGUCCGGUGACCGUGAAGUACAACGGACGAUGCUUGAACUUCUCAACCAACUCGACGGUUUCGCGUCCGACGACCGCAUCAAAGUACUCGCCGCGACGAACCGCGUUGACGUACUGGACCCUGCUCUCCUCCGAUCUGGCCGUUUGGACCGCAAGAUCGAGUUCCCUCUACCGAACGAAGAGUCUCGCGCGAACAUCCUACAGAUCCACUCGCGUAAGAUGACAGUCGACGAUCGUGUCAACUGGGGUGAGCUUGCGCGCAGCACGGACGAGUUUGGUGGUGCACAGCUGAAGGCCGUCUGUGUCGAAGCUGGUAUGAUUGCGCUCCGGAAGGGAAUGACUAAAGUUGGCCAUGAGCAUUAUGUCGAUGCCAUUGCUGAAGUCCAGGCUAAGAAGAAGGAUACGAACGUGGGCAUCUAUGUCUAAAGAAGAUUAUUUAUUUUAUUUAGUCUUAUGGAUAUGCGACAUUUGUCGUGGUGUUCUCUCUGUUUUUUUUUUUUUUUUUGUCUUAAUCAAUCAUAUUCAUUCAUCAUCUUUGAUUAAUGAUUUUACUUCAGCCUCAUCCAUUAGAUAUCCAUUGUUUUCUUUCUCUUCGCGAAAUCGGUAUACUCGGUAGGAUUAUGUAUAGUCGGUAUUGGGAUCUUGUUCUUCGUUUAUAUUACUGUUUACACACAUCAAAAAAAAAAAAA
Molecule: messenger RNA, 1801 nt
Organism: Monascus purpureus
Lineage: Eukaryota; Fungi; Ascomycota; Eurotiomycetes; Eurotiales; Aspergillaceae
Source: the annotation of a GenBank genome assembly